ACAACCAAUGGUAGUAGCUGUGGUUAUUUUAUCGUCUGAUGUCAUCAUGUUUCGAUCGAUGCUGUUGUUGUUGUUAAUUUUAAUGUUUACAGUGGCUAAAUGUCACGAAACUGGUAAUAAUAAAAAAUUGGCCAACGACGGUAGUAAUGAUCCAAACAACAACAUUCUGGACAAUGUAUUCGAUUGGGUGUUUGGUGAACCGGAUGAUGAUCAUGAAUUACAACAUCAUUUUGGCUAUCUACGUGGCUCAAACGAUGAUAAAGAUGAUCUAUCAAAAUUGGCUAGUACGCUUGGAAUAAAACCAGAAUUUUUCAAUUUCAAAGCACACGAUUAUGAUAAUAACGACCGAAUCGAUGGACUUGAAUUGUUGGCCAUGUUUAUCAAUGAACGAAGCACUGGCCAUGAAUCGAAUAAAAACAACGAACAAUGGAUGAAUUUGUGUGCAAAGGCAAUUGAUCGACUUCUUGAACAAGAAGAUCGUAACAGAGAUGGAUAUCUGGAUUUCAGUGAAUACGCACAGGCUAGACAACGGAUUGCCCAGAUCUAAAACAAACAAAUGGAUUAUUGGCUUUUGAUUUGAUUGAUUUGUUAACAUGUAACAUCUUUGUAAACAAAUUAGUAUGAUGAUUAUGAUAAUGAUGAUGGUGCUUUAAAAUAAUAUAUAAAGCUCAGAUUUCUUUGA
Dermatophagoides farinae (American house dust mite) is the source of this 682-nucleotide messenger RNA. Its product is annotated as multiple coagulation factor deficiency protein 2 homolog. The record is from RefSeq and is a predicted model, not a curated record. Gene Ontology annotation, molecular function: calcium ion binding. Lineage: Eukaryota; Metazoa; Arthropoda; Arachnida; Sarcoptiformes; Pyroglyphidae.